AUGCGCCAGCCAGGGUUCACGUUCUCGUGGCCGUGGCUGUUCUUGGUGGUGCUGCUGUCGCUGUCAUGCACAUCCUCGCCUGCUGUCGCUGCUGCUGCUUCUAUCAGCCCUGUGGAUGGCGGCGGCAAUGGCCUAGACUCGCUCCGGCAGCCGCAGCAGCAGCUGCUGCAGCAACAGGAAGUAUUCGCCGCAGAGUCUCGACCUGUAAUAAGUGGACUGCUCGAAGACAAAGGCACUGCCGCCACGCUCGCAUCAUCGUCAUCAUCAUCAUCAUCAUCAUUGGCUCCUGAAUGCCCUGCGUCGAACUCGGCGACGGCAUUGCGAUCUCUUCAAGAUGCCGUGGACGUCAUGCAGCGCGAGCAUUUUGCCCUGUGGGUCGGUACGUGGCCUGCUGCGAUCGAGUGGACCGCUGCUGUGACGAAUGCGCAUCUCGUCGUCGCUAUGGAGUGCAUGAGUCGUGCGACGGUGGGUGAAUCCUCAACUCGUAGUCCAGAGGCAAAGGAUGUAGAAGUCGAGAAUCGUGAAUGUGACAGCGAGAAUCACUCCGGAGACGAUCACGUCGCUCGCGUGGACACGGAGAACGUAACUGCCUCCGAUGGCGUGCCCGUAGGUGACGAUAUCUGUAAUAGAGAUUCAACAAAACCACCAUCGUAUCAUCUGCCCUCUGCAAUGGAAGCAGACAAUGACUUCCUUUCCGACGGCCUCAACCACAACGGCGGUCCCCAUUCCACCCGCCACUCCCCCCUCGAAGACCAAAUCAACACCUACUACGCCCACACCACCGCCUACUACUUCGGCGAAGACACCUUCGAAGUCCGCAACAACGCCUUCGACGACAUGCUCUGGCUCGUGCUCGGCUGGCUCCAGACGAGCGCCUUCACGCGGGAGCACACGGCGCGGCACCAGCAGCUACGAUCGGCCUCUGAGGAAAUUUCUCACCCCGCGCGGUGGCACGGCCAGCAGUUCCUCGCGGCCUACGCGCACCGCGCGCGCAUCUUCUACGACCUGGCCUCCCGCGGCUGGGACACGCGCUUCUGCGGCGCCGGCGGCAUGCUCUGGGACGCGAAGAAGGAGCCCUUCAAGAACGCCGUCACCAAUCACCUCUGGAUCGCGGCCUCCGUGGCUAUGUUCUUGGGCUUUCCGGGCGACGCGAUCGAGGGGCCGUAUUCUCAUCGUCAUCGGAGGUGGAGGGGUUCUGAUGGGGAAGGGGAAAGGGGGGGAUAUGGUGGGAGGAGGAGCGGGGAGGGUAUGCGGGGAGAGGAGGAGGUGGAUCGGACGAGGUUCCUGACGAAUGCGAUCCACGGGUAUGAAUGGUUGUCGAACAGCGGGAUGAGGAGUCCAAGGACGGGGCUGUACAUCGACGGCUUCCACGUCAGCGCAUGGAAGAGGAACCACAGCGUGACGACGGGGGAAUGCGACAUCCCUGACCCGACCCUCUACACCUACAACCAAGCCAUCCUCCUCUCCGCCCAGCGGGACCUCCACCGCGCCACGGGCAACACGACUUACCUCUCCGACGGCCACGCCCUCGUCCGCGCCGUCAUCGCCGCGACGGGUUGGAACCUCGCGGACCAACGACCUCAUCCUCCACGGGAAAAUCCCACUUCUUCUCCUCCUCCUCCUCCUCCCGCCACCCUGUUAGGAAACCGGGGCAUCCUCGAGGAAAGCUGUGACCGCGCGGGAAAGUGCAACCAGGACGCCCAGGCGUUCAAGGGCGUGUUUUUCUCGCACCUGAGGCAUUUCUGCUCCUCCUCCUCCUUCGACGAUGACGACAACGAGAGUGAUGACGACGAGGGAUAUGACAGCAGCCAGCACCGCCAAGACGACUACAACAAAGACGAGGGAACCCCUCUCCUCCUCCACCACCGUCGUCGUUGUACCGAAUACACGCCCUGGGUCCGACAUAACGCCCGCGCGGCAUUGCGGAGCAGGGACGCCGAGGGGAGAUUUGGGGGCUGGUGGGGUGCUGCUGAUGAUGAUGAUGAGACGGCGGAGGGGAGCAUCGGGAAAAAUCCUCGCGGUGGUAAAGAUCCCAAUGAUCGCGGGCGAGGACGGACCUUGGAGACGCAGGGGGCUGGCGUGGCGCUUUUGGCGGCGUGGUGGGAGUUUGAAGGGUUGUGA
Messenger RNA from Dissoconium aciculare CBS 342.82, 2121 nucleotides. RefSeq names its product glycoside hydrolase family 76 protein. The coding region runs from base 1 to 2121 and encodes 706 amino acids. The transcript has 2 exons. The record is from RefSeq and is a predicted model, not a curated record. Lineage: Eukaryota; Fungi; Ascomycota; Dothideomycetes; Mycosphaerellales; Dissoconiaceae. Gene Ontology annotation, biological process: carbohydrate metabolic process.